Molecule: messenger RNA, 862 nt
Organism: Stylophora pistillata
Lineage: Eukaryota; Metazoa; Cnidaria; Anthozoa; Scleractinia; Pocilloporidae
Product: chromatin modification-related protein MEAF6
Cellular component (GO): histone acetyltransferase complex
Source: RefSeq, a predicted model, not a curated record
AUGGUACAUCCGGGAAAAUUAGAAAUGCAAGAUAAGAUGGCGGCGCCGAAGGUGACAGAUACAAGAACAGAAUUGGCCGAACUGAUCAAGAAAAGGGCAGAGAUCGCUGAAAGCCUAGCCAAUCUAGAGCGCCAGAUAUAUGCAUUUGAAGGAAGUUAUCUUGAGGAUACACAGCUGUAUGGGAACAUAAUCAGGGGGUGGGAUAGGCUUUUGACAAAUAAAACAACCAAUACAAAAGUUGAAAGAAGAAACAGAAAAUUUAAAGAUGCUGAACGGCUGUUCUCCAAAUCUUCCAUAACAUCUCAUGCAGCUAUAGCAGCUGGUGGUGGCCUUACUGAACCACUCCCUGAAAAAAAGGAACCAUCUUCCCAUUCAGACCAAAUUCAUCAUCAGCACAGCCAUAUUGGGCGUGUCCACAAAGGCUCCCACAAAAAGAGAAAGCACAAAAGACACAGGAUUGAAUUGAGAGUAAAAAAAGCUGGCCAUAGGUCAAGAGAACCAAGCUUUGGAGAGGAUGAGCAUGAAGAUUAAAAGAUCCUCCACAAUUAUUUGUGCAUUAGAAAAAAAUUUUUUGGGGCAAGAAAUUUUCUUGCAUUUGAGGAAUAUUUUGUAGAGGAAGGAAUAAGGACAGCUAUGCUAAGAUAAAUUAUGAAAGAAGAUGAAGGUCAUGUCACUAAAGUUGACAGACCUGCUGCAUAGUGUAAAUUUCUCAUUAUUACUUUGCUGAGGGAUUUACAUACAUAUGUCACAUAGAUUUUUCCUUACAGUAUGGCUUAGUAAUUGAUAUCACAAGAUAAAAGUGCCCUCUUUAAUAUUUUUGUUUUGAGAAACAAAUAAGUAAACAAGUUUUCAAACUUUUCAA